AUGAUCAGAAGGCACUCCCUCCUGACUUCCACACCAAAACAACUGUCCCUCCUCUUUGUUAGCCACAUGCACUCAACCCUGGUGACUCCAUCACCAAAACAAGUGUCCCAAACCCAUCAAACCUUCAAACCCAGUUUCACUCCCUCCUUCCCCUUUUCCAGACACAGGGUCAAUACCUUGCACACUGGUUCCACUGUAGAACAAAUUGAAGUGGAUGAAAUUGUUGAGGUCGAUGUUUGGAUGAAGAUGCAGGAUGAAGCUAGACUUGAUGUCACUGUGGAACCCAUCUUGUCUAGUUACUACAACACUUUCAUUCUCUCUCACGAGUCGUUGCAAACCGCGUUGGCCAAUCACCUUGCCGUCAAACUCAGCAGUCCAUCCCUUCCUAGCACCACCCUUCAUGAUCUUUUUGUCGCGGUUUUGGAAACUGAUCAAGCCGUCAUGGAUGCUGUGAAGAGUGACCUGAGGGCAGUGAAGGAGAGAGACCCUGCAUGCAUAAGCCACGUCCACUGUUUCUUGAAUUUCAAAGGCUUUCUCGCAUGUCAAGCUCACAGGGUGGCUCACAAAUUGUGGCUUCAGGGAAGGGAGAUUCUAGCGGUCAUGAUUCAGAACCGGGUUUCUGAGGUUUUUGCUGUGGAUAUUCAUCCGGGGGCUAAGAUUGGAAGUGGGAUUUUACUGGAUCAUGCAACUGGGAUUGUGGUGGGAGAGACGGCUGUGAUAGGGAACAAUGUGUCAAUUUUGCAUAGUGUGACAUUGGGAGGAACGGGUAAGGUUUCUGGGGAUAGGCACCCAAAAAUUGGUGAUGGGGUGCUGAUAGGUGCUGGAACUUGUAUUUUGGGGAAUAUUAAGGUUGGUGAUGGGGCUAAGAUUGGUGCUGGUUCAGUGGUCAUCAAGGAUGUGCCUCCAAGGACUACAGUUGUUGGGAACCCGGCUAAGCUGGUAGGAGGGAAGAACAACCCUGUUAAGUUGGAUAAGAUUCCUAGCUUCACCAUGGACCAUACUUCUCAUAUUUCUGACUUUUAUGAUUAUUGUGUUUAG
This is a messenger RNA of Sphenostylis stenocarpa, 1038 nucleotides long. The record is from the annotation of a GenBank genome assembly. NCBI's taxonomy places the organism in Eukaryota, Viridiplantae, Streptophyta, Magnoliopsida, Fabales, Fabaceae.